UGCCGGACGGGCCCCACGGGCCGGCUGUGGGCGCCCCCAUGUCGGCGCCGCUGAAGAAGGGCCCCGGCGGGCUCAUCGGGCUGAUGAAGGACGCGUUCCAGCCGCACCACCACCACCUCGGGCCGCACCAGCCCGGCGCCGUGGACAAGAAGAUGGUGGAGAAGUGCUGGAAGCUCAUGGACAAGGUGGUACGUCUGUGCCAAAACCCCAAGCUGGCCCUGAAGAACAGCCCUCCCUACAUCCUGGACCUGCUGCCUGACACCUACCAGCACCUGCGCACCAUCCUGUCCCGCUACGAGGGCAAGAUGGAGACCCUGGGCGACAACGAGUACUUCAGGGUCUUCAUGGAGAACCUGAUGAAGAAAACCAAGCAGACCAUCAGCCUCUUCAAGGAGGGGAAGGAGAGGAUGUACGAGGAGAACUCCCAGCCUAGGAGGAACCUGACCAAGCUGUCCCUGAUAUUCAGCCACAUGCUGGCAGAACUCAAAGGGAUUUUCCCCAGCGGCCUCUUCCAGGGGGACACGUUCCGGAUCACCAAGGCAGAUGCUGCAGAAUUUUGGAGAAAGGCUUUUGGUGAAAAGACCAUUGUUCCUUGGAAGAGUUUUCGGCAGGCCCUGCAUGAGGUGCAUCCCAUCAGCUCUGGCCUGGAGGCCAUGGCCCUCAAAUCCACCAUUGACCUGACCUGCAAUGAUUACAUCUCAGUGUUUGAGUUUGACAUCUUCACACGCCUCUUCCAGCCCUGGUCAUCUUUGCUGAGGAACUGGAACAGCCUGGCAGUGACUCACCCUGGCUAUAUGGCAUUCCUCACCUAUGACGAGGUGAAGGCCAGACUGCAGAAAUUCAUUCACAAACCUGGCAGUUACAUUUUCCGACUGAGCUGUACCCGCCUGGGUCAGUGGGCCAUCGGCUACGUCACUGCAGAUGGGAACAUUCUCCAGACAAUCCCCCACAACAAACCUCUUUUCCAAGCACUCAUUGAUGGCUUCAGGGAAGGCUUUUAUUUAUUUCCUGAUGGCCGGAAUCAGAAUCCUGACUUGACUGGCUUGUGUGAGCCCACACCUCAGGACCACAUUAAAGUUACACAGGAACAAUAUGAGCUGUACUGUGAGAUGGGCUCCACGUUCCAGCUGUGUAAAAUCUGUGCUGAGAACGACAAGGACGUGAAGAUUGAACCUUGUGGGCACCUGAUGUGCACCUCGUGUCUCACAGCCUGGCAGGAAUCUGAGGGCCAGGGCUGUCCCUUCUGUCGCUGUGAGAUCAAAGGCACCGAGCCCAUCGUGGUGGAUCCCUUUGAUCCCAGAGGAGGAGGAGGAUUGUCCAGGCAAGGGGCAGAAGGAACCCCCUCUCCCAAUUAUGAUGAUGAUGAUGAUGACAAAGCUGAUGAUUCCCUCUUCAUGAUGAAAGAACUCGCUGGUACCAAAGUGGAACGCCCUCCCUCUCCGUUCUCAGUGGCUCCUCAGGCCGCCCUGCCCCCUGUGCCACCCCGGCUGGACCUGCUGCAGCAGAGAGUGGCCAACCCCGCCGGAGCCUCCAGCCCUGGCACCACCUCCAAGGCCGCUCCAGGUGCUCUGCACAAGGACAAACCUCUGCCAAUCCCCCCCACGCUCCGGGACCUGCCCCCGCCGCCACCCCCGGACCGCCCGCACCCGCCGGGCCCCGAGAGCCGCCCGCAGCGCCGGCCCCUGCCCUGCACCCCCGGCGACAGGGACAAGCCACCCCCGCUGCCCUCCAACCGCCAGGGCGAGCCCUGGCCGGGCAGGCCCAUGCCCAAAGCCCCGGCAGAGCCCUGGGCCGGCAGGGAGCUGUCCAACCGGCACUCGCUGCCCUUCUCGCUGCCCUCGCAGCUGGAAUCCAGAGUGCUCGGCAGCACGCUCAGCCUGGACAGCCCCGCGAGCUCCACCGGUGGUCCAGCAGCAACCUCAGAGUGUGAGCACCCCAAAAUCAAACCCUCCUCAUCUGCCAAUGCCAUCUACUCCUUAGCUGCCAGACCACUGCCUGUACCAAAACUGCCUCCUGGGGAGCAGUCUGAGAGCGAUGAGGACACUGAAUACAUGUCACCAUCCUCUCUGCCUGUGGUGCCUCCAGGUCCUGCUGUGCAAAAGCCAGAGCUCAAAAUGCCUUUGGAAAUGACUCAGAGUUUACGAGUUCUGGACUGUGACCAGCAGCCCGAGGGCUCCAUGUAUGAAGCAAUGUACAACAUUCACUCCCAAGCAGCAUCCUCUGCUUUUGAGGCUGUCAACACUUCUGAUGAAGGGAACCUGGCAGCAGCCACUGCCAGCAAUGGCCCUGAGGAGUCAGAGAAUGAAGAGGAUGGCUACGAUGUCCCCAAGGCGCCGCUGCCCGCGGCCAUCGCUCGCCGCACGCUGUCUGAUAUCUCCAAUGCCACUCCUGCCUUCAGCCGAAUGUCCUUGGAAAACGACCCUGUCACAGGUUUCUCAGACGGCUCCCAGGUCCCCGAGCGGCCGCCGAAGCCGCUGCCCCGGCGGAUCAACUCGGAGCGCAAAGCCGGGAGCUGCCAGGCGGGAGGAGCCGGCAGCGGGGCCAGCUCCUCCCUGCACCUCUCCAGCGAGAUCGAGAACCUCAUGAGCCAAGGCUACUCAUAUCAGGACAUUCAGAAAGCUCUGGUCAUUGCACAUAACAAUAUUGAGAUGGCCAAGAAUAUUCUGCGGGAGUUCGUGUCCAUCUCCUCCCCGGCGCACGUGGCCACAUAGCACACGGGCACCUCCACGCCUGAGCUGCUGUGGACCAACUGCCUGGGCAGCUGCUGCCCAGCUGUGCACCAAAGGGGAAGGGGGUUCCUUUAGAGACUUCGUGCUGAGGUCAGUCCUGCCUCUUGAAGAGAAUCAGUUAUCAGGUUUUCGUGGUUCCAGAUUUCAAAGCAGUGCGAUGGAGCGGAGCGGUGUUUUAUACAGUGUAUGUCUUGGAGUCCUUUACCCCUACCUCUUGUCUGAGAGAACAGAUUUAUUUCCAGGGUGUUGCUAGAGAAAGGUAUCGUGACAAGGGAUCCCCGAGCCCGUGCCCUGGAGGCUGGGGGAGUUGUUUUGUGCUGUGAAUUUUAAGUGGAUGCUCAGAGAAACAAAGUCUCGAGGUCGGUGUGGUGUGUCCUGUGGUUCAUGGUACUAGGUUUGGGUCUGUUCGCUGCUGUGUGUCUGCCUCAGGCUUUUUAGAGAAGCUGGGAGGUCACUUUCUGCUGGGAAUUUAUAGGAGACCUUGGAAGGAUCCUUUGAUUGCUUCCUGUUGGCCGUGGUGUGUCCCUCUUGCCUGUAACAAUAGCAGUUGUUGCUUCUGACUCCAGUCCUCCCUUGCUGCCUGGAGAUAGCAGGAUGAAUUUCUGUCAGGGAUUUUGAUCCAGUAGAUUUCUCUCUUGUGUGUGUGCUCUUGCACUGGCAGCACCAGAUUCCAGCAGCUGGAGGAGCUUGGUGUGGUUUUGAGGGGUGGGAGAGGGGGGCAAAGAAUUUGAGCAAGAGGAAAGAACUGGGGCUGCUGCUUCUCCUCUCUUAGCCUUGAGCAUUUUGUGCUUCAGUGCUCAAAUUUGAUUUGUGGCCCUGCUGGGCUGGAGCAGCCGUCACUGGACACUCCCAUUGCUGUUCCCUAGGAAUGUUGCACCUGGUGAAUAGGAUGUUUUAUUUAUCUUCGUUGCAUGGUGGCUGUUGCAGACUAGUGGCCUUCACACACAUUUCUCCAGAGAGCUUUUGCAGGAGCCAUCGUCGUGCCGGGGUGUUUUGUGGAAUUGGUAGAUGCAGCUGAUGUGUUUGUUGGAAUUUCACCUGCUUUGCAGUCCCAGAAGUGCAGCAGUUCUCUGCAUGGCUGUCCAAACAACAUGGGGGCUCUCCUUUCCAUUUCCAUUUCUCUAAAGUAUUGCCGGGUCUGGUGUUAAAGCAGACCUGGGGAAAAAAUUCUGUAUUUGUGAAGUGAUCACAUGGUUUUAAAGGUCAGAACUCAGCUGUUGCAUUGGAAAAACCUGACUUGCCUACUCAGCUACUUAACUCUGUUCUUAUUAGAGGAGUGGAUGGUUCCUUUGGAGAAGAUUUAGAUCCAGGAGGCACGGACAGAUCACAGCCUGUCAGCCUGAGAGGCUCUUGGCCUUUGGAGCAUGUCCAGCAUUAUUUGCACCUCCCUGAGGUCAGCAGGGGUCACUGGGCUAAGGGCUGCAGUGGAAUAUUGCUGGAGUGAUUCUGGCACUGGGGUGCAGUGUGGCCUUUUGAGGAAUCCAGGGGCUGGGCCAGAUGGCUGCAGUGGCAGGGAGGCCUUCAGGAGUGGUGUUAGCAGAGCAGAAAGUGGAUUUUGAUUCAAGCUGAGGUUUCUCUCUAGACCUAAAGCUUUCUGAAUUGCUGCAGGGGCCUCCAGGCAGGCUGAGGUGUCUCUCUUUACUCCUCUCCUCUCUGUAGCGGAGAAAACACUCAGACAGCGUGGGGAGAUCUCCUUCCAUGCUCCCUGUCCCCACCCUGGCUGGUUUGGGCUCAGGGCUGGCACGUGCUAGGUCUGGCAUGGGCAGGGUGCCCUGCAGGGCACGGGGCUCGGGCACAGCCCUGGGCUCAGUGCCUGGGGGAGGAAGGAGGGGAGGAAGAGCUGCUCUUCCUGCUGUGCCCCCAGCGCAGCUGCCAGGGCUGCCAGCCCUGCUCCCUGUGGGAUGUGUGUGCCUCUGCAGGGGCAAGGCCAGCCCU
This is a messenger RNA of Melozone crissalis (California towhee), 4664 nucleotides long. RefSeq names its product Cbl proto-oncogene (gene CBL). Bases 39 to 2711 code for a protein of 890 amino acids. NCBI's taxonomy places the organism in Eukaryota, Metazoa, Chordata, Aves, Passeriformes, Passerellidae. Gene Ontology annotation, cellular component: membrane raft; plasma membrane. Gene Ontology annotation, biological process: negative regulation of epidermal growth factor-activated receptor activity; cell surface receptor signaling pathway. The record is from RefSeq and is a predicted model, not a curated record. The transcript has 16 exons. Gene Ontology annotation, molecular function: calcium ion binding; ubiquitin protein ligase activity; phosphotyrosine residue binding.